AAUAUUGCCAUUUGAAUGACUUCUUUUGUGUAUUUUUUUUCCAACCCAUUGUGUUAAGGAAAACCCCUGGGAAAAACUAUCUACUUGGACUUGGGGCGGAGCUAUGUCAAAUACUGCGCCCAUAUUAUUAUCACGCGCCCAACAGAAGAUCCGAAGUAGAGCUCGCAUCCGGGAAAGGCCCGGCACACCGGAAGACCAUUUAAAUCCUAUAAACAUGAUGAUGGAGCAGCAGAGGGGUUUCCGGAAUGUGGUACAGAGCCCAUUGCCCACCGAAGAAGAUCAGGGUGAGGAGAGCGGCUAUGAUCCCGAUCCGGAGGAUUGUGAUUUAGAGCAAGAAACGGACGUGUACACGGACAUGGAGUCGCUGCAGUUUAAGGUUGAACUUCCAAACGAGCUGUAUGCGCAGUCGCAACUUUCGGAAAAUCGUUCGAGACACGUGAGUUUUGGUAACUCUGGAGAAGGUACAACCUCGUCUCCUCAGACGCCGCCACUGUUGGAGCCGCCAUCGCCAGAGCCUACAUCGGAGGAGCCACUGCCUCUGCCGUUCCUGCCACCGCGAACGUGCUCUCAUCUCAAGAACAAUAACACUUAUCCGAGAUCCACGAACACCAACGUGCCUCAGGCCCUGCGAUUGGGAAAGUGCACGCCACCUUUGACAUUUGGCCAGGGUUACGAUCCACCUUUUCUCUACCCCGAAUUCUUAGCCAAAAAUCAGCAGAGUCGCAUCAACUACAUCUUGACCUUGGUGGACAGUUUGGUUUUGCAAAUGGAGCGUUUCGGGUCACUUUCCUUAAACUCUGAAGGGGAGGCCAAUGGGGUCACCACAAAGCCCUCGACGGGAGCCAUACCCAAGAUCCGUCCGCCCAAUGGCGAAUUUCGCAGCAUUCCUAAUGGAAACCGCAAUAGAUCAAACUCCAAAACGCACAACCAAUCCACCUGUGACGAGUGUGUUGCCGGUCAAACCUUGGAUGUGAUUAGGGGACACUUGUCCCGUGCCGAUUACUCGGAUGCCUCCAAACUGGCAAUUCCCGAACCUCGCAACAUUGGCCGGAACAGCUCCUCGUCCUCUUCCAUCGGAACAGCGACUUUGACACCAAACACACGUCCUUGCUCCCCCGAGGGUCAACGCCAGGCGACGACCCCUAAACCUCCCAAGGAUUUGGAGCAGCUGCUGGACCCCACCACCGAUUGGCCGGCAAAUAAGAAAAAGGAGAGCAAACAGGAGAGGAGCAUGCUGGAGAAUCUCUUCAAUAUGACAUCGGCAUCGCCUCCAGCUCGCAUUAAAAUUGUCGCAGUAAAGCGUCAACAUCAGAAGUCAUCAGGAGGAAGCGCAGGAGCAGGAUCAGGAUCAGGAUCAGGCGGGGGAUCCUUUGUUACUUAUACUACCCAUCGUAGCAAAAACCGAGAUGCGUCUUUGAUACCCUGCAUGAAGAAGAGGAACAAAUAGGAAAGGAUUUUCUUCAAGGUUUAAAUUAACCUUCUUAACUAACUAAAUU
This is a messenger RNA of Drosophila serrata, 1496 nucleotides long. RefSeq lists its product as uncharacterized. The record is from RefSeq and is a predicted model, not a curated record. Lineage: Eukaryota; Metazoa; Arthropoda; Insecta; Diptera; Drosophilidae.